Molecule: messenger RNA, 1274 nt
Organism: Paramecium sonneborni
Lineage: Eukaryota; Ciliophora; Oligohymenophorea; Peniculida; Parameciidae
Source: the annotation of a GenBank genome assembly
UAUAUUAUGUAUAGACAUUUAUAUCGAAAUCCAACCAUCUUAUCAAAGAUUCUUAUUAAAGAGUACACUAACCUUAAAAGUGAAGAAUUAGCUUUCAGAUAUGCAGCAUUAGCUAAAUUACGCACUUAAGAAUUAGAAUUCGAAGCUCUCCAUCAAUUAGAUCCAGUCGAAUAAUGGGAUAUUAGUAAAAUGUCUUUGUUACCUCAAAUAUUCACUUUACUUACUAAUCUACAUAGAGCCACUCGUUCUGAUUCCUUGAUUUCCUACCCUUAAGUUGAAGCAGUCAAUCGUAUUACAGCCUUAUUAGAUCCAAAUAUGUUCCCUAUAUAAGAUCUGUCUCUAAAAUUACAUACUUCUGAUAGUGUGACCAUCUGGGAUAAAUCAAAGACAUAAAGAGUGACUAAGAAUUUAGGAUUCAAACUUAAUCUUAAAGAAAGCACUAUAGAUCAUUCCGAUGCAGGUCAAGGAGUUUUCUUAGAAACUCUUCCAGCAAACAAAAGGCUGUUACUUAUUUUAUUUUAAGUGUUCCUGCAGGUACCCUCUUAGGCUUUGUACCAGGUGUGAUCUAUGAUAACUAUUAAUCAUAUGGUGAAAAGACCCCUCCAGACAUGCAUUUCUUUAGAUUCGAUGGACCCAUCUUUGAUUUCACAUCUAAAAUUUAUUACCCUUAUCUUCCAGGCUAUGGGUAUGAUGAAUAUGAACAAAAAAUACAAGAAUUACAAGAUGUUGCUGCUAGAUCUAAUAGACCUUAUAGAAAUAAAUAAAAAGGAGGAUUUGAAUUAAUCAAUGGAGAAGACAUUAAUCCCUAUGCAUUAGGACAUAAAAUCAAUCAUACUCCAAGAAAUAAAUCUACUAAUGUAUGUUUAAUUGAUAUUUUUGUUCCUUAAAGCUUCUUUCCAUAAGAAUUAAUGAAAUUUUGGCCAACUUAAUAUUUCUCCACAACUUAAGAUUUUCUUUAAAAUAAGUCUCUUCUUGAUCAUCAUUACAAAAAUCAUAUUAGAGGUCUAGGAUUCAUUAGUGUUACUGAUAUUUAAGAUGGAGAAGAAUUAUUCUUAGAUUACUUAGAAUCCUGUCUUUUUAAUAUGGAAAUUGAAUCACCUGAUUGGCUUAUUAAACCACCUCCAUUGCAUCCAUAAAUUUGUAAAUGCAAUCUCAGAUAAGAAAGUUUAUUGAUGAUGCUUUUAGAGGAUUAUGCCUUUUCAUAAACUAAAGAUGGAAAAAACUUUGAUAAAUUUUAUAAGAGUAUUUUAAGAGAAAAUCCACAAUAUCUAUGA